Molecule: messenger RNA, 4891 nt
Organism: Fomitopsis serialis
Lineage: Eukaryota; Fungi; Basidiomycota; Agaricomycetes; Polyporales; Fomitopsidaceae
Exons: 4
Coding region: 310-4587 (1425 amino acids)
Molecular function (GO): protein binding
Source: RefSeq, a predicted model, not a curated record
GCAUGGUACGACGAUCCUAGCCAAGCGGAGACAGCGUUGCUGGGAACUCUCGGUCGGCCGUAAAUGGAUGUGAUCAAGCAGCUGAGUGAGAGCAGCACGCGCCGCGUCGUCCGCGUCGCUACAAGUACACCGCCUGUUCUCAGCCACCGCGGUCCCACCAGCCCUCACUGGCCGUUCCUCACGGACGACUACCGUCGUCGCACUCCUACGCGUCUGCGGCGAUACUCCUUGCAGCUUUUGAGCUCUCUGUCUCUGUUGGCCUGGUGGCGAAAUUCAAGCGGCCAGCCGCUUUGGUGGCGGUUGUGAAAAAUGUCUUUGCAUCCGGCUGGCCUCUCCUCUGAUACCCUCGACGGCAACCCUUCCUCAACCAGUUCUCCUCCCCCCAUGACCCCCGAUCAGUGGAGUGACACGCACGACACAAUAGUGAACGAGGAAGAAGACGACGACGACGACGAAAGGGACGUACAAGAGACGGUCAUUCCCGACGGCGUCGGAGCCAGCAAGGUCCAGGUCGCAACCCCUGACAAAUCGGUUGCACCCUCCUCAGCGACCAUCGUCCCUGGUCCUCCUGAGAGAAUGCAGGAGCCUGCGUCCGACAUGGAAGCGACGAGCGUGCGUAGCAUGCCCGUCGUGCAGGUCACUGAGCCGACCAGCCCUGCCCCCGCGAGUGCUCAGAGCGCGUCACACUUUCCAGCGAGUUCGUCCGGGCCGAACUUGUCGCCUCACCCGUCGUCGCCGAACGCCAAUGCCAGACUCAAUCGGCAUCGUACAGCUCUCGAUACCCGUGCAUCAAACCGCUUGUCUGGAUUCUUUUCGUCGCUCAUUCACCCCGGGCGCCGUGAAACCCUCCCGCCUACUGCUGAAGAGUCUCGGUCUGCGUCCUCCACUCUUGUCAACAACACAUCGAGAGCAUCGUCACCAGGACCCUCCCGACCGUCUACUCCGCCGCCUCGGCUGCCCCCACCUAGCCUCACAGAACUGGGCCUUGCGCUCUCCUCCAUCACGUCUCAGUUGACCCCGUCCCAUGCCAAUGGUCCGCCUACGAGCGGUGCAUUUCUGAAGCCGCAUUAUCUGCUGUUAUGCCAUGCUCAGGGACUUGAUGUCCUCCCUCUGGUUUCUCCGCCUACACCACAGCCUUACGCCCUCAUCAGAAGAGUCGCGUUCAAGAGUGUCGUGAUCAUGGAGCAUCGAGGUGUACUCGUCGCAAUCGCUGGCAGGAGGAACGGGGUCAGGGUAUAUGCGCUGGAAGACAUCAAGCGCGCGGUCGAGUGGAGGGUCGACGUCGAAGUUAGGCGCGAGCAGGACCGUGUGCGGAGAGAAGAAGCGAAACGCGGCCCGCUCACUGCUGUGGAACCUCGAUUGGAGAAGAGGCGAUCGUUCAGCAAUGAACUGGAGAGGACGCCAGUGACUUCGUCGGCCGCGACGAAGGCCAAGCGUCGUUCGUCUAUAUCUGUCCUUCCCGCUGUCCCCGCUGUCCCUCCUGCACGUACGACCAACACAAGGCGGCCCAAAACAGCGGAAGGUCCAUCACAGCCUUCUCCCUUACCAGCACCUGUUGGGCCUCCUCCCGCAUAUACUAGCAGCUCGACCCCGCCGCGCGGGCUUGAACCUCAGCGAGCACUCGAGCCACCCGCCAUCGACGUUGUGCCCACGCGGUCGCGUGCGACUUCGUUGAACGAUGUCCUGCAGGGCACCGUGAGCAGGCGGCACACCGGCGAGUUCCACAUUGAACAGUCGCACGCCGAAGGGACUGAAGACUCGAAGGCUGAUUGGGCGUCGAGCGACGAUGAAGCUAUCAACGUUGUCGCUGCUCCGAGCGGCAGCCAGAUGUUGGAUGAACGGACUAGUUCCAUGGCCGCUGUGCCCACCUUGGGGACCGUCUCUCCGCAGUCAAAUGGCUCGGUUGACCUCGGUCGCGGCCAGACGUCGGCAUCCCUGCAACGCCGGAAUCGUCCUGCGAACCUUGACUUGUCCAUGUCAAGGUCCAACUCCAGGGCCACCGUGACAGCCGCGCCUCCGUCGCCCAACGCCAGGUUAUUGACUCUGCAGCAAGCGCUGACUUUGUCGCCUCAGCCUCAGACGCCUAGAGUUAUGCGUAGCAUGAGUUCCGCUGGCAACGAGCCCUCGCCUGGCCAAGACGCAGAUGCGGAUGGGGAUGCAGACGAGGAAGAUGAUGUGGAUCCUGACCCGUCUUCCCCUACGACACCCACGCGCGAGCGGAUCUCACUGGCUGAAGCUCUCUUGGAAAGUCGGUUGCCUGAAUUACCCCCGGUGGGUACCCGCGUCGAACAAGCUCCAAUACUCAUUGGCACGCAAGACGGUGUCUCAAUAAGCCCUCGCACCUCAGAGUCGGGGACGGCAGUCACGAGGCGAAGUACAGGCGAUCAAUCGACUCGUCGACGUCGGCGCUGGUCCGUAUUAGAUGGGAUAUUUUCUCACUCCCCAACGAACUCGCAGUCGUCCAUCCCAACGCUGCCAGAAGAUGUUCCUCUUGAUCGAGUGGUGUCCCCAUCAGAAAGCAAUGAUCAUGACACCCAGGAGAGCACUUCCAUUGCACCGACCCGACAGUCGAAUUUGGCCCGUAGUCAUUCCAAUCUUGUGCCCGCGUCUGAAUCCCUGCCAGCGGCUCGCCCUUCGAGUUCUUCUAGACCGUCAACUUCUCCUGGGCGGACUAGUACCAGUUCCCGUUCCACUAGAGAUCGUUCCGCCACCAUCGGCAAUGUGCCGCCGUUACCGGCCACAGCUCGUUUCCUGCCUCGCAUCAUCACGAACGCUUUCCAUGGUCGGCGGUCGGAUGACCUGCCUGUACUACCUAGGGCCGGAGACGGUGACAAGCGGCAUAUUGGCUUGGUUCCGCCAUCGCAAGCACCUGCGCCUAAGCUUGAGUACGCGAAACUGCCAGGCACUAAGGGUGCAGUCCUUGUCAAAGCUGUGGAGACAGCAAAGAAGAGCUUCCUGGCUAUUCUCUGUGGUGAGAAUGGCGAGAAAGUAGAACUCUUUGCUGGAACAUACCGAACUGCCCUUCAGCUUUCCAGGACCUUCAUUCUUCCGGACUCUCCAAGGUCGCUUGAACUGCAGCUGCAAGGCGAUGAUCUGGUCGAAGUCUUCCUCGUAUUCACGCAGAAUGUUUUCGGUCUGGAACCUGCUACAGUGCGAGUCCGAGAAGUACGAGUUGGGAGAGCAGAGAGGAGAGCAGCCCGACGCCGCGCUCGGGGCACUAGACUUGACCAGUCAGGCGAUGGUGACGCCGAGGGUAAUGCUGCUGGAGAAGAGGACACUGCCGUGACUGUGACUGUCGUGUCGACGCCUUCCCCUUCCCCGGCCCCGGGCGAAGGUGGCACGGGAAGUCCGGCGACUACUCUCGCUGGUACUCCCGCUGGUACUGGAGUACAGACUCCUGAGGCUAUGCAGUUGCAAGUAGACUCCGCAGCAGCCUCUACUGACGAGCUGCUCACGCUGGCUGCAGCCCAGUCCAGUCCAUACAGUACCUUCCAGCAGCUAACCUUCGCUCCAAACUUCCCUCUUGCCUCUAUCGCCGAUGAGUAUAUCAUCCCUCCUACCUAUGCAUCUUUCAUCGACUAUCGGAACACGUAUGAACCAGAGGUCAACGGGGAUACGAAUGUGGAUCUAGCCAAGUCCAAUUCUCCCAGUUCUCGCCUCCUGGUCUCCCGAUACCCACGCCUGCGCCCCCGUCGAAAUGGUUCUACAGAGAUCCAAGAUGUGGUGCAUGGUCCGUGGAAGGCGACGCUCAUGCAGGCAUGGUACAGGGAUGGCCUUUUGCCUCCUGAUCUGCCCGUUAGGCGAGAAGAAGACAGCGAAUACAUCCUUCUGAAGGACCUGCGGCUGCAAUGUAUCGACCCCACCCAUCCUUUCAGGUCUUCACCUCCCAUGCCCACAACGCCCACCCAACAGCAGCCAUCACCCGUCACUGACGCGACGAAACCUCUACUGCCACCGAUAUCGUUGCUCGCUCAACCCAGGCAUUUCGGGCCUCCCGCAUUGUUUUUCUCUUCGCGCGGUGGGCACAGCACCACGAUCGUCGAUGCACGAGGGAGAUCGGUGCUCAAAGGGCGAUUCCUCUGGACGGCGGAUGAGGAAGAUCCAUCCCCAUCUCCGAUCCGACUCGGCGACGUCAAGCGGCUAGAAGCCUUCGACGUCGACGAUCGGGCAGUCCUCGUCGCGAUGCGCCAAGGUGGCGUCGAGGUCGUCGAUUUCGGUGAUGCGCUGCUGCGGCCUGCGGAUCAUUCUCGUACGAUUUAUCCUCACUUCCAGCCUCAGGGUUCGAGCAUCAGCAGGCGUGGGCCUUUCGUUUGGAAAAUCGGCACGCCUCUGACGUCCACUCCAUCGAUAUCGUCGAUCUCCUCUGCCAACUUCAUCCCAGCGAAGUCACCUUCGCAAGGCCAUCGCAAGAAGAGCAGCACUGGACCCAUGAAGUCGCCGCGUUCUGACUUCACGCUCUCUGGAGAUGACUCCGAUAAGACACAGGACGAAGUGCUCUUCCUCGGCAGGAAGGACGACGACAUCUAUCUCUGUGAAAGGCGGGUGAAUUCCUUCCGGAUAUUGAGACUGUCACCUGGUUCUCCUUAAUGUUGAUGUCGUUAUGCGAGAUAUGCUCUAUUUUCAUCUAAUACUUGCAGGAUCCGGAAUGCCAUUCAUGGCCUGCAUCACGUACUGCUCAUGCCCCAGUUGCCCAUCCAUGUGUUUCCAUAGCCAUAGCAACCAACCUGACAAUUGUACAGGCGGCAGUAAUAUCGUUAUUUCGCGAGACCCACUCACUCACGCAUGUAUCUACACAACGCAACGUCGGGAACCAAGCAUCCAUGCAUAUAUAUUGCUCUCCGCUGUACAUGCAUGGGGUAUUCUAGCAAUCAACGAUCAUUUAUAGUUUUUG